CGAAACGGAGGGAGACGCGGAUAACAGAAAAGACAAGAAAUCACAACAAGUAAACCUAAAUUAUUCUAAGAUUAAAUCGAUUAACUAAGUUUUUAAUAAAUAAAUUUCAAAAAAAAAAAACAAAAAUCCAGUGCAUAAAAGAAAGAUAAAAAGAAUUCAUCGCAUCGCAUAGCAAAAUAAUUAUAUAUAAAGAAAAUUGCGUACACAAAAAGCAUCAAUCAUAAAACAAACGAUCGAAGAAAAAUCACAUUUUUUCGGCUACACCUUGAAUUGAUAAGGGAAGUGAAUUGGCACAGCAAGCAAGCUUCGAAGUCGUGGAGGCUCUAACCAUCCAUUCUCCCAGCACGGGAAGAAUUCGCUUCUCCCGCCCGCAACCUUUUGCUCUCACGGCUCCAAGAGUCAGUGAGAUAGUUCAACUAAUCAUCAAUAUUACCCUGAUUUUGGAACAAAAACAAGUGCACGUAGUAAAUUCAUACAAUAAUCUGUGUAAUGAAGUGAAUUUAAUCUAUUUAAACGGAAGGGAAACAAAGAAAAAAAAAUUAAAAUAAAUAAAUAAAAAAAAAGAAUAAAAUUUAUAACGAAAUAUUUGCCUAAAGAAAUCGUCGAGCGACAUUGCAAUAAUUUUUAAAAAAAAGUAGUAGAGAUAGAUCAAGUGACGUGAAAAAUAUACCAUUGAAUUUCUGUGAAAGAAAUAAAAAAAAAUUGAAUUAUUUAUACAACUUAAAGCUAAAAAAAAGAUAAACAAUAUAUACAUAAAAGAAAUUUACCAUAAGUUUGAAUGUGCGAAAGAAGGAGUUACUUUUAAUAGAAGUGAAUAGAAUAGAAAGUAAUCUGAAACGAAAAGACUAAAAGCAAAACAAAACAACAAAAAAUAAUAAUAAUUUUAGACACGAUUUUUGAUUUUAAAAGACUUUUUAGUUAAAUUAAUAGAAGGAAAAUAAAAAAAAAAUAAAUAAAAAUAAAAUUAAACGGAAAUCACCGAACACACAAUUUCAACCAUAAAAUUUGUGUUAUCCCAUCGAGUUCUCCCGUGAGAAAGUAUCUUGAGCACACAUACACCACACAAAUAAAUUCGUACGCCAGUUUUGAUAUAUUCAAAUCCCACUGAACACGCACUAUGUCCAACAAUUUUUUGGGUGUUGGCGGUAAUUCAGCUCUAUCGAAGAAUUCGACUGAUGGCAUACUGAAUUUGUUGCAACUUAGCUUUCUUGGCAAUAAUGCCGGGGUAAAUGUUAACUCAUCUGCCGCACCAGCCACGAGUAUCAACUCGUUGAGCAGCGGCAUUGUACCAAAUACCAAUAACAUCAUGGUAGCAAAGAGCAAUUUCUAUUCGCAAACGGUUGCCAAUAAUUUGAGUGGACUCGGUGUCAGCAACAUCCAACAAUCAAUCAUACCGCAGUCGAUAUGUAAUUUUAUUGAAAAUUGUCUCGAUUCACAGCAGCAACUCAAUCCAAAUCAACCGAUUGUAAAAACUGGUCGACCCAUUGUAAACACAGCCAAUUUGGCUACGAGCAAUACACAACAACAUCAGCAGAAACGUAUCGAACGUGCUCAAACCAUCGCAAAUGUUCGCGAAAUGAAUGGAAUGUCCGAACAAUCAAUUGGGAAUACAUUCCAUAUGCCACAGUACAUUCGUGGCUCUUCGUACAAUGGAGCUAUAUCCAAAGAGGAAGACGGUGAAUCAACGACGAUGCAAUCCGAAUCCAUGAUUAAUGAAUUCAAAAAUGCGCUACGUAUCAUUUCAUCGGAUGUUAGUGCCAACAAACAACAUCGCACUGGUGAUAACGGUUCGUUUUCUGAGUUUGGUGAAUAUGUUGCUCGUGAUAAUUAUUUCAAUGCGUCAUCAAACAACACAUUGAACAAUUCGGCAAACAAUUUUCCCAUUGGUACAUUUUCAAUUGAGCAAGCAACACAACCGGCUGCCAAUCAAACAUUUCCCCAAACGGAUUAUUUCAAUCCAGCAACCGCUUCGCAGCUGAUGAGUAACGGCAUCAAUGGAACAACAUCAUCCCAUUCAUUUUCUGGUACUGGUAAUCAUAACAACAAUAACAGCAACACCACUGCAACCAAUAACAAUAACAACAAUGGAUCAGGAGAUGGAAAUCAAGCAACACGCGAAACUGGCAUCAUUGAAAAGUUAUUGCAUUCGUACGGAUUUAUUCAGUGUUGUGAGCGUCAAGCGCGUUUAUUUUUUCACUUUUCCCAAUUCAGUGGCAAUAUUGAACAUUUGAAAAUUGGCGAUCCAGUUGAAUUCGAAAUGACUUAUGAUCGUCGUACGGGUAAACCGAUUGCUAGUCAAGUGACAAAAAUUGCACCGGAAGUUGUUUUAUCGGAAGAACGUGUCACUGGAACGGUUACAACCGAAAUAAAAAUGGAUGGUAGUGCUAGUGAAACAACGACCGGCCGAAUAAGCUACGAAAAUCGCGGUGAAUGUUUCUUUUUACCGUAUACUAAAGACGAUGUCGAAGGAAAUGUUGUAUUGAGCUCAGGCGAUAAAGUCAGUUUUCAAAUUGCAACAAAUCAACGUGGUAAUUUGGGUGCAUGUCACAUUCGCUUAGAGAACCCAGUGCAUCCGGUUAAAUAUCGUGGUGUUGUUUGUUCAAUGAAAGAAUCAUUUGGAUUUAUUGAACGUGCUGAUGUUGUCAAAGAGAUAUUUUUCCAUUUCUCUGAAGCCGAAGGUACGGUUGAACUUCGACCUGGUGACGACGUUGAAUUUAUCAUUCAAACACGAAACGGCAAAGAAGUGGCUUGUAAUAUUAGUCGAUUACCACCUGGAUCCGUUGUUUUUGAAGACAUUGGAACACAACAGUACAAGGGACAGGUACUCAAACCACUUGAAAGAGCUAAUCCGGUUCGUCACAAUAACGAUCCAUUGCCUGGCCGAAUUCGUUAUCGUGCACCUGACCACUCUGAAGUUGAGGUUCCAUUUGGCGACAAAGAUCAGAAGGGUGACUUUACUCUACGCCAUGGAGAUUGGGUACAGUUUUUGCUGGCCACCGAUCGUCGUGAUCAAUUACAACGAGCUACUUCGAUUUCACUAUUGGAAGAAACGUUUGAAUUGUCCGGUGAACGACGUGAACAGGGAAUGGUCGCAUCGCUUAAAGAUGGUUUCGGAUUUUUACGAUGUGUUGACCGAAAUGUUCGUCUAUUCUUUCACUUCACAGAAGUUUUGGACACGACACGAGAAAUUCGCGUCGGAGAUGAGGUUGAAUUUACAACAAUUCAAGAACCUGGUUCAAGUUUUGCAAACAAUAGGUUAAGUGCCAUUAGAAUAAAACACUUGCCUCCAGGAAAAGUUCAAUUUGAGACUUUGAUGGAAACAAAUGUUGAAGGUACGGUGACACGUGAAGCGCCGCGAAGCCCAGUGAAGUCUCAAGAACGCAUGGAAGGCGGUGUAAUAACAUAUACACAAGCCAAUACUAAGAAGACUAUAAUGUAUUUCCUAAAAGACUGCGAAAAACCACCAAGAGUUGGCGAUAAUGUUCGAUUUGAUAUUUGCCAAGUUAAACGAAACAAAGAGUUAAUAGCUGUGAAUAUAGUCGAUGUUUUGUGUAUUCAACAUCAAGUACAGCAGCAACCGGGAAGUGUUGUGGAUACGGGAAGUGUUGUGCUUCAAACUACAAGCACCGUCAAUAGUGCACCGGACAGUGUACGUACAACCAGUGCAUUGGCUCGUAAUCUAAAUGGUAAAUCGGAUGAUGUAAGCAGUGGUGCAAGUGCAAACACAACCAAAUAUCAAGGCUUUGUGGCCGUAUUAAAGGAGAAUUUCGGUUUCAUUGAAACCAUUCAGCACGACGAAGAGGUAUUCUUUCAUUUUAGCAAUUUUAUUGGCAAUCCGAGCAACUUAGAGUUGGGCCAAGAGGUUGAAUACACAUUGUCAAAACGUAAUGGUAGCAAUUCUGGCAAUUGUUUGCCCGCUGAAAAUGUUAAAAUACUUCAACGUGGUUCGAUUUCACAGCCAAAAGUUCUUGAUUCGGCAUACAAUGGCAUUGUAACACGACCAUUGCGCUGCAUCAAUCCGGACCAAGAAGAGUAUUCGGGUUUAAUUCAAUUGAUCAAUGAUGCUGGUGAGCCGGUAUCAUCGCACGAAUUCGGCAUUACAAGUUUGAUCAAUAAACGUGAUUUGUUGCAAAAAGAUGAUCCGGUCGUUUUUAAAGUGGACGAAGCUAGCCGAGCUGUGGAUGUGACUGCCGUACGAAAAAAGAAACGAGCUAUUGUCGAUUCGAUUAAAGGUCAAUUUGGAUUUUUAAAUUUUGAAGUUGACGAAGGCAAAAAGCUUUUCUUUCAUAUGUCCGAAGUACAUGGCAAUCAUAAUAACUUAUAUCCAGGCGAUUCGGUUGAAUUUUCUGUGGUUACCAAUCAGGUGAGCAAGCGAAAUGGCAAAUCAUCAGCAUGCAAUGUCGUUAAAAUAUCAGAAAAUGUUGCACCACGACCAGACCGUCUGCUCUCUCGUCUCAAAUUGCAUAGUUCAAUUGAUGAAAGCAUGCCUCGUCUCAUUUUGAUUCGAUCACCAAAAGGACCGGAAGGAAAAGGUUUCUCAAGUGCUUACAGACAACCACGAUUGUCAGGUGUUUUUGCGGAGUAAUAUAAGUAACUAUGAAGAAUAAAUGAAAAGUAGAGAACAGAGAAGAAGACACGUUUAAAUAGUAAACAACAGAAUAUACUAUAAAUAAACUAAUAUAGUUAUUUUCUCGAUUGUUUUGUUUUUUUGGAGGGGGUUUCACAAAAAAUGAUUGAGAAGAAAAAAAUGGUCGAUUCAAAGAAAAGUGAAUGAAGAAAAAACGGCAAAAACAAUAAAAAAAAAUUGCAAAAAAUACAAACCAAAUACACAAUAUCCAUACGCCAUUAAAGCAUACAAUACAAAAAGAAAAGAAAGAAAAAAAAUGACAGUGUUCAACAAUGAAAUUAUUGCAUAAAUUCGAACAAAAACUCAAAAAAUGAAGCAACAAAACAAA
Messenger RNA from Contarinia nasturtii (swede midge), 4955 nucleotides. RefSeq names its product cold shock domain-containing protein E1 (gene Unr). The coding region runs from base 1118 to 4585 and encodes 1155 amino acids. The transcript has 13 exons. Gene Ontology annotation, molecular function: nucleic acid binding. The record is from RefSeq and is a predicted model, not a curated record. NCBI's taxonomy places the organism in Eukaryota, Metazoa, Arthropoda, Insecta, Diptera, Cecidomyiidae.